AUGAAUUGGCUCCCGUAUCUUGUCAUAUUUUAUGGGUUUUCUCAGGCUAUAACAGCGUUUAAUAGCCAAGAAAAAGGUUUCAGCUAUCAUAGAAGAUCCGAUGUGAGCAUAGACGAGGAAGAGCGGGAGAGUUUGUCGCAGCUAAAAUCAUCGCUGAAUGGUUGGUAUGCAACUUUGGCUAUUGGACCUAGUUCCUCGGAGUUUACGAGACAGUUCAGGCUUCUUGAUCAUCAAGUCAUUGGAGCAGCCCUUUUCGGAGCAAAUAAAUCCACAGACAGGCACCAAGGAUCCAAUAUUCGACUUUGGUCACAAAGAGCUCUACAAUGCAAACGUUCGGUAGAGCCGUUUGGCAUCCAACCGACAUAUGGUAACAGUCAGAGAAGCUUCGAGACCCAGUCUUAUGACGAUAUCUCACAACGGGAGAAAAAGAAUUGCGUUUCCACGAAUAUCACAUCCGGGGAUGCUCCCUUUCUCGUCCGGCAUCCUAUUUGUUUGUUAACGCACCAAUUUUACGAAGAUACUUUGGACGGCCGUCUAUCGAUUUCUCCGCAGCCGGCGACACAUGUGUUCCAGAAUUGGGACCUUGCUCUACGCUCUAGAUCUAAGGGUGACAAUAGCGAAAGAAAGUGGCUGCCAGCUGGGUUUGAGCCGGAAUCUAAGUACUGGUCUGACUAUGGGAUAUUCGCUACAUAUCUAACGACCGAGAAGGCUAAAAACCCUGUUAUUCAAUUCAAUGUUGACGAAAAUACCGGAGAUACUUCGAAAUAUACUGGCCGUCUAGCAUGGUUUGACUCUAGUGCCGACGGGUUCUUCUAUGCUAUCAAUUGGAAUAUUGCUGCCAGAAGGAUUAAAAUUUCUUGGAGAGACUUUUCUAAGGAAUAUUUUCUUGGCCAUAGUGACCUCUUAAAAAGCCCCCUGACUUCUAACAAAGUUAUCAAGAAUCGAGAUUCACUCCCGGAAUUGAAUACUACCUAUCCGGAUCCUGGGGCAGUUUUAGACAGCGGUACCUUAUGGACUCGAUUACAUCCAUGGGUUGUGGAUAGAGUUUACAACCGAAUGCCGGGAGUGGUUAGAUUUAAUACCACUUACUAUCUGCCGUGCGAUAUGCCUAGUUAUGCCAUUCCAAAGAUCAGUUUUGAAAUCGCACAAACUCGGGGCGCUGAAGGAGGAAGGUCAACCUGGUAUCCCGUCAAAAAAGAAGGUUUCGUAAUAAAGAGCUACACGCAUCCCGAAUCAGGUAGGUGGAGAUUUGACGUCAUAAGAAGUGGACCUAGACCCUUGAAGUGGCAGAUCGGCUGGUCUUUGUGA
Orbilia oligospora ATCC 24927 is the source of this 1308-nucleotide messenger RNA. RefSeq lists its product as uncharacterized. Bases 1 to 1308 code for a protein of 435 amino acids. The transcript is spliced from 4 exons. The record is from RefSeq and is a predicted model, not a curated record. Lineage: Eukaryota; Fungi; Ascomycota; Orbiliomycetes; Orbiliales; Orbiliaceae.